Molecule: messenger RNA, 706 nt
Organism: Penaeus chinensis
Lineage: Eukaryota; Metazoa; Arthropoda; Malacostraca; Decapoda; Penaeidae
Product: larval cuticle protein LCP-17-like
Exons: 3
Coding region: 1-618 (205 amino acids)
Cellular component (GO): chitin-based extracellular matrix
Molecular function (GO): structural constituent of chitin-based larval cuticle
Source: RefSeq, a predicted model, not a curated record
AUGGUUUACGAGGUUGUAGUAGCUGAGAAAAAAGUAGUUAUAUGGAGUGAGUGGGAGGUAGAGACCCUGUACUACGAAGGGAAGGUCAAGGUUAAAAAAUAUGGGUGGGACCUGCAAAUACCGCCAGGGUCAAUAGGGGAACUAGUGCACGUAUAUAAAGCCCAGUCAACUGGUUCGCUACAUCAGUUCGAUCUACAUCCGACCAACAUGAAGUUUAUCAUCAUUGCUUGUGUUGCCGCUGUGGCCUUCGCCGCCCCGCAGUACAGCUCAAGCGAAGAAGUUGAGUUUGUGCCAAUCCUUAAGGACGACCGUGUCCAAGAGGACGACGGAACAUACAGCUUCGACUUCGAAACUGGCAACGGCAUCAGCUUCUCCCAGGCUGGAUCCCCCGACGGUGAUGAGGACGCUGUGAUCAAGGCCGGAGAAUACUCCUACACCGCUCCUGACGGCACUGAAAUUCAUCUCCGCUUCGUUGCUGACGACAACGGCUUCCAGCCCGAGGGCGACCACCUCCCAGUGGCUCCCGAGUUCCCCCACCCGAUCCCUCAGUUCGUCCUCGACCAGAUCGCCUUCGCCGCCGAGGAGGACGCCGCUCGCGCCGAUUCCGACGAAAAUUAAAUCUGGACCUAAUGAUUUCGCAAUAACUAAAGCUGUACAAAUAUAUGUAUUUAUUUAUUGUAUAUAAUAAAUAAUGCUAUGUAAAUAU